Messenger RNA from Alternaria incomplexa, 981 nucleotides. RefSeq lists its product as uncharacterized. The record is from RefSeq and is a predicted model, not a curated record. Lineage: Eukaryota; Fungi; Ascomycota; Dothideomycetes; Pleosporales; Pleosporaceae. The transcript has 2 exons. Gene Ontology annotation, cellular component: fungal-type vacuole; plasma membrane. The coding region runs from base 1 to 981 and encodes 326 amino acids.
AUGCGUUCCCACGCACGAACCGGCCUCAUCGCCGCCUUGGCCCUAGCAACGCAACUCCUCGUCGUCGUAUCCGCACAAGAAGACCGGCCCAAAGGAAACUUCCGUCAAUGUCUCGAAGUCAGCCCCGAAUGCCCCGUCUUCGCAACGCUCUACGGGUAUCGCCCUAAUCUAGGCGCCAACGCCUUCCUCUGCGCCCUCUUCGGUAUCCUCUGCAUCGGCACGCUCGUCGUGGGUGUUCUGAGCCGCACAUGGACCUACACUGCCGCACUGGCCGUCGGAACCUUCCUCGAAGCAGCGGGAUAUGCGGGCCGUGUCAUCAUGAAUGACAACCCAUGGAGCGAGUCUGGAUUCAAAUUGCAGAUUUGCUGCUUGGUUCUGGGCCCGAGUUUCGUUGCUGCUGCGAUUUACCUCACGCUCAAGCACUUUGUCUUGUACUGUGGACCUCAGCAUUCGCUGCUCAAGCCGCGUCUUUACCCUUGGAUCUUCAUUGGCUGCGAUUUCGGUUCUAUCGUUCUCCAAGCUUGCGGUGGUGGUAUGGCGGCCGCGGGUGGCACAACGAACAAGGCGCUCAUCGACGCGGGUAACAACCUGAUUGUCGCCGGUAUCGCGUUCCAGGUCGUCACCAUGGCGGUGUGUGGCGCUCUUGUCGUCGUCUACGUGUUCCGGUACCGCAAGGCGAGAAACCAGCAGGCUAUGGGCGAGAAGAGCUCGUAUGAAAUGGAUAAGGAGACGGGAACUGUGCGCCUGGCUAAGAUUAAGCUGUUUGGCUGGAUGAUCGUCCUCGCGUACACGACUGUGCUUAUCAGGUGUAUCUACCGCUUGCCCGAGAUGGCUGGUGGAUGGGGAAACUCGCUCAUGAGGAAUGAGAAGGAGUUCUUGCUCCUCGAUGGAAUGAUGUUGGCUAUCGCUUGCACGGUGCUGACGUGCUUCCACCCUGCGUACUUCUUCCCUCCUUUCGCUGCUUUCCGCAACCGCAAGUAG